AUGCGGAGGCCUGUUCUGAGCAGAGUGUACCUGUACAAGGGGAGUCACAGUGCAAACCCUCCGCAUCAACAGAGGGAAGCCAGUGGAGAGAAGCCCUGGAAAGAAGCUGUGGACAGGGCCUCGUUUGUGACCAGGUGCAGCUUCUCCUUAUCAGGGCUGCCUUCAACCAGUAGGGAGGUUGGGGGAGACUUCCCAGCCAUCUCAGAGCUUCUUCAGCACCAGGCCCCUCUCACCACUGAGGAGCCACACAGUGGCAGUGAGCACCAGAGAAUUCACACUGGAGAAAAACCGUAUGAGUGUAGUGAAUGUGGGAAAUCAUUUAGAAGCAAUAGUCACCUCCUUAAGCACAAGAGAGUUCACACUGGAGAAAAGCCGUAUGAGUGUAGUGACUGUGGGAAGUCCUUCAGCAGUAACUCUACUCUCAUCCAACAUAGCAGAGUUCACACCGGAGAAAAGCCGCAUCAAUGUAGUGAUUGUGGCAAGUGCUUCAGUGAAAGUGCUACCCUCAUUAAACACCACAGAGUUCACACUGGAGAAAAACCUUAUGAGUGCAGCGACUGUGGGAAAUCUUUUAGGCGGAAGAGUUACCUCCUCAUCCACCAGAGACUUCACACUGGAGAAAAGCCGUAUCAAUGUAGUGACUGUGGGAAGUCCUUCAGCAGUAACUCUACUCUCAUCGAACAUACCAGAGUUCACACUGGAGAAAAACCUUAUGAGUGUACUGAAUGUGGGAAGACCUUCCAUGUAAGGUCUUCCCUCACUAAACACCACAGAAUUCACACUGGAGAAAAACCUUAUGAGUGUAGUGAAUGUGGGAAGUCAUUUAGACGCAGCAGUCACCUCCUUAACCACAAGAGAGUUCACACUGGAGAAAAGCCGUAUCAAUGUAGUGACUGUGGCAAGUCCUUCAGCAGUAACUCUACUCUCAUCCAACAUAGCAGAGUUCACACUGGGGAAAAACCACAUGAGUGUAGUGACUGUGGGAAGUCCUUCAGCAGAAGCUCUAAUCUUAUCCAACAUAGCAGAGUUCACACUGGAGAAAAACCAUAUGAGUGCAGUGACUGUGGGAAGUGCUUCCGUCAGAGCUCUAACCUCAUUCAACACCUCACAGUUCACACUGCAGGAACACCUUAUGAGUGUAGUGAAUGUGGGAAAUCUUUUGGGCACUACAGUUACCUACUUAUCCACCAGAGAGUUCACACUGGAGAAAAACCAUAUGAGUGUAGUGACUGUGGGAAGUUUUUUAGACAAAAGGCUCACCUCAUUCCACACCACAGAGUUCACACUGGUGAAAAACCUUAUGAGUGUAGUGAAUGUGGGAAAUCUUAUAGACACAAUAGUCAUCUCCUUAUCCACCAGAGAGUCCACACUGGAGAAAAACCUUAUGAGUGCAGUGAAUGUGGAAAAUCUUUUCGCUACAAAUAUGCCCUCGUUCAACACAUGAGAGAACACACUGGAGAAAAGCUUUAAAUGUGCAGGGAAUGUGUUACUUUCUCACUCAGAAGAACAACACCA
Molecule: messenger RNA, 1515 nt
Organism: Eptesicus fuscus (big brown bat)
Lineage: Eukaryota; Metazoa; Chordata; Mammalia; Chiroptera; Vespertilionidae
Product: zinc finger protein 501-like
Exons: 3
Coding region: 1-1470 (489 amino acids)
Biological process (GO): regulation of transcription by RNA polymerase II
Molecular function (GO): RNA polymerase II cis-regulatory region sequence-specific DNA binding; DNA-binding transcription factor activity, RNA polymerase II-specific
Source: RefSeq, a predicted model, not a curated record